Molecule: messenger RNA, 1830 nt
Organism: Medicago truncatula (barrel medic)
Lineage: Eukaryota; Viridiplantae; Streptophyta; Magnoliopsida; Fabales; Fabaceae
Product: AAA-ATPase ASD, mitochondrial
Exons: 1
Coding region: 91-1653 (520 amino acids)
Molecular function (GO): ATP hydrolysis activity; ATP binding
Source: RefSeq, a predicted model, not a curated record
AAUACCACACCCUUUUACUUCAUACACCACACAAAAGUUAGAAAGAAAAAAACAACCAAAUAUUUCUCUUACCUUUAAACAUUUCAAAGUAUGAAGAUGGAAAUUGGGGAACUAUGGUCACAACUAGGUUCAAUCAUGGCUAGCAUAAUGUUUGUAUAUGCCAUGUUUGACAAAUUUUUCCCACCUAAUCUUCGUGUAUAUUUUCUAAAAUACACAAACAAAUUCACAAACUAUAUGUAUCCAUACAUCCAUAUAAAGUUUCAUGAAUUAUCCGGUGAACGUCUCAAACAAAGUGAAACUUACAAAAUCAUCCAAACAUAUCUUAGUGAUAACUCAUCCCAAAGAGCUAGAAGACUUAAAGCUGAAGUUGUCAAAGAUAGCCAAAACCCACUUGUCCUAAGCAUGGAUGAUAAUGAAGAAAUCAUAGAUGAGUUCAAUGGAGUCAAAGUUUGGUGGACUGCUAAUUACACCACCUCAAAAUCACAAUCAUUUUCUUACUAUCCUACUUCAGAUGAAAAAAGAUUCUUAACCCUAACCUUCCAUAAAAAGCAUCGUGAAGUCAUCACUACCUCUUACAUUCAACAUGUGUUGGAUGAAGGAAAAUCUAUUAUGAGCAAGAAUAGGCAACUAAAGCUUUACACAAAUAACCCUAGUAGUAAUUGGUGGGGGUAUAGAAGCAAAAAGUGGAAUCACACAACUUUUGAGCAUCCUGCAAGAUUUGGAACCCUAGCUAUGGAACCAGAAAAGAAACAAGAGAUUUUAAAUGAUCUUCUUAAGUUCAAGAAAGGUAAAGAGUAUUAUGCUAAAGUUGGAAAGGCUUGGAAACGUGGUUAUCUACUUUAUGGUCCUCCAGGAACUGGAAAAUCUACUAUGAUAUCAGCUAUAGCAAAUUACAUGAACUAUGAUGUGUAUGAUCUUGAAUUAACAACUGUUAAGGAUAACAAUGAGUUGAAGAGACUUUUGAUUGAAACGUCAAGUAAAUCGAUUAUAGUUAUCGAAGAUAUUGAUUGUUCUCUCGAUCUCACUGGGCAAAGGAAGAAGAAAAAAAAGAAAGAUGAUGAUGAGAAUGAUGAAAUGAAGGAUCCUAUUAAGAAAGCUGAAGAAGAAGAGAAAAAUGAAAGUAAGGUAACUCUUUCUGGUUUGUUGAAUUUCAUUGAUGGAAUUUGGUCAGCAUGUGGAUCAGAGAGGAUAAUAAUUUUCACAACAAAUUUUGUGGACAAACUUGAUCCUGCUCUUAUAAGGAGGGGAAGAAUGGAUAAGCAUAUAGAAAUGUCUUAUUGUAGCUAUCAAGCUUUCAAGGUUCUUGCAAGAAACUACUUAGAUGUUGAGACUCAUGAUGAUUUGUUUCCAAUUAUUGAAAAGUUGUUGGGAGAGACUAAUAUGACACCUGCUGAUGUUGCUGAGAAUUUGAUGCCAAAGUCAAUCACUGAAGAUUUUGAAAGUUGCUUGAAGAAUUUGAUUCAAUCUCUUGAGAUUGCAAAGAAAAAGGAUGAGGAGGAAGCAAAGAAAAAGAUAGAGGAUGAGGAAGCAAAGCUCAAGGCACAGAAAGAGAAACAGGAAUUGAUUCAAGAGGAAGAAAAGGUUAAGGUUGAUGAAAAGUUAGAGGAAAAAGUGAAGGAGAAUGGUGUGAAAGAGAAUGGUGUUAUCCAUUAAUUUGGAUUAGAUUAAUUUCAGUAAUUUAAAUCAUUUUAGUGUAUUCAUUAAUCUAAUCUAAAUAAUAUUUAGAACCUUUUAUGUAAAAGCAUAGUUUAGUAUUAUAUGUACAUCUUUAUAUAUUUUGUUUUGAUUAAGUCGUUUAGUUGUUUGAACUUAUAUCUUUAUAUAUUAUAA